Molecule: messenger RNA, 2967 nt
Organism: Entrophospora candida
Lineage: Eukaryota; Fungi; Glomeromycota; Glomeromycetes; Entrophosporales; Entrophosporaceae
Source: the annotation of a GenBank genome assembly
AUGCAACAAUCAUCAAGAUCAACCAACCGUAAUAACAUUAUGUUGGAUGACAUUGAUAUGGAACUGGUAAGAAGAAAGUAUUUUGGAACUGCUAAAAAUAACAAAAGUAGCAGUGGUAAUAAUGAUGAUAACAUGACAGGACAUUCAGAAAUGAUGGCAUCUUGUACUAGGCUUUAUGAUCAGCUAGAUAAAAUAUCAGAUUUACUUUGUGAUUUCACUGAAUUAUCUAAAACAUAUCUUAAAAAGGAUUCAAAAAAGUUGAUAGAUUUACAAAAUAAAUGGUCAAAAAAUAUUUUAAAAAUGAAAAACUUGGUUAAGCAUUUGAAAAUUUUAGUAUUGGAUAGUGAUGAUGAAAAACCACAAGGAGUUAAUAAAUGUGAUGAUGAUUUUGUUGACGGUAUUAUGAUAGGUACAGAAUCUAAUCCACUUGUUAUAACUGAUUCUUAUGACCUAUCAGAUAUAUUAAAUACAGAUGAUGAUAAUAAUAAUAACAAUGGUAACGGCAAUAAUAAUAAUUUUACAUAUCUAUUUUCUGAUGAUGAUGAUGUCAAGGAAUUUUUGAAGAAUAUAAAAAAUACAAUUGAAAUGUAUGAUAAUGAGUUUGAUUAUAGAAUUAUAAAUGGGUUCCCAUUAAAUUUAAAACAAAAAGGUAAAGAACCACAACCAAUAGUUCCAGAAAUUAACAAUAUUAAUAGUAAUGAUUGUAAAAAUAAAAAAGAUUGCAGUGAUAAUGGUGGUAUGGAAUUGGAAGUUGAAAUUGAUACAUCAAAAUUGGAACCAAUCGAUAAACUUGGAAAUUUGCAGUGUAUAGAUUUCCAUCAAGGUAGUGGUGAUGUUAAUGAAAUGGCAAUUCAUAUUUCAAAGUUCAAAAAUCAUGAAGUGCCUAAACUUGCAAUUGCUUACAUUGCAAAUCAUGACCCAAAAUAUAAUAUGGCAGGUAAUUUACAAUUAUUUGAUGCUAGGAAAGGAACUGUAUAUUACUUACAAGGACAUUAUGAUUAUCAUACAGAAACUACAAAUGAAAAACUAUGGAAAUCUGUCACGGAUGUGAAAUUUUCCCAGGGAGGGAAAUUUAUUUACUCUUGUUCUACUGAUAAAAAAGUUAUUAUCUGGUCAUCAAUAGGUAAAGAAGAUCAAAUUUGUACUCCCUUGGCAACUGUAGAAUGUGAAGGCACUGUAAAUCGCAUUGUUGUUAAACAUGACAAAUCUAAGGCCACAUAUCAAUUUGCGUCAUGUGACAAUUCAGGCAGCAUCACAUGUUUUAGUUUGAACGCAGAUGAAGGUAAUUCUUAUAAGCUAGAUAAAAAUAUUUUGCAAGUGAAAACAAAAACAACAACUGCUCCACCUAUUGUUGACAUAAUUUAUGGUAUUGACUAUUUUGAUCAGACCAUCAUUGCCGGUUUUGAAGGAAUUGAAUCACAGAAAGAUGGUUUUAUAAGAUUAUGGGAUAUAGAAACAAAAAGAAAGUUAGUUGAUUAUAAGAUAGGCAGUAACAAUAGUGUGAGUUGCUUGGGAAUGUCAACAUCUGGAUAUCGGGUGGCAUGUGGGGUGACAUCAACUAGUGACCAGGUUAGGAGUGAUGGGAAUAUACGUUUGAUUGAAUUAGAAUCUAACGAAAAGAAAAUAUAUCAAACCAAUGAAUAUGAUUCAAAUGUUAUUGCAUUUUCACCAGAUGAUCAAUAUAUUGCAUUGGGAGGGGUGGGGAAUAAAGUUUGGGUAUUUGAUACAAGAUAUGAAAACAAGCCACUUCGAAUGCUUCCUCACACUACCCCAAAUGAUGGACUGAUAUAUGAAGGAAUCAAUGGAAUUCAAUGGAUUAAUAGUAACAUGAUUUUAACUGGAGGUUCAGAUGGUAUUGUUAAGUUAUGGGAUAUUAAUAAGUCAGAUAAUUCAUCCACUUGUUUGAAAUACGAAUUCCCAGAACAUGAUAGCCCAAUAACAUGUAUCAGAGCAAAUGAAGAUUUGAAUUAUUUGUCAGUUGGUGUGUCAACAGGACGUGUUUACUUAUACUCUACUGAUCAAGCUGUAUUGAAUAAUAGGGACAAUAUUAAAUUUUAUUGCCAAAGUUUAGAUGAUAUAUCUGUAUUAGGUGAAGAUGAAGAAGAGGAUGAAAAUACUAUAUAUAAUGAAGAUAAUAUUAAAUUGGAGGGGUCUGAAGAAUUAAUUUUGAAAGAUGAUUUAAAUCUUGAUCAAUCUUUAAAAGACAAUGGCGGCAAUGAUAAGGCUACUCUCGCCCCUCUAUUUGUACGUUUAGCAUGGCAUGCCUCUGGAACUUUUGAUAAAAUAACUAAGACUGGUGGUUCUAAUGGUGCCACUAUGCGAUGCCCUAAAGAAGCUAAUGACGGUGCUAAUAACGGUUUAAAGUUAGCAAGAGAUGAACUAGAAAAAAUCAAAGAAAAAUUUCCUGAAGUAUCUUACGCAGAUAUUUGGACUCUAGCAGGAGUUGUUGCUAUAAAAGAAAUGAAGGGACCGGAGGUACAAUGGACUCCUGGCCGCAAAGAUAUAGAUAUACAAACUCAAGAGUCGUUAGUCCCAGACCCUGGUCGUUUACCUGAUGCUGACAAAGGUGCAGAUCAUAUAGAAGCUGUUUUUUCUAGAAUGGGUUUCAAUAACCGUGAAACCGUCGCUUUGAUAGGCGCACAUUCACUUGGUCAUUGUCAUCCAGAAACUUCGGGUUAUGAGGGUAGAUGGACACAUUCUCCAACGACUUUUACAAAUAUGUUUUUUAGACAUUUAUUAAAACCGGGUUGGCAAGAAGCGACAGUUGAGUCUAGUGGAGCUCUUCAGUACGAAGCAGGGGGGCUCAUGAUGUUACCAUCUGAUAUGGCAUUACUUGACGAUAGAUUUAGAGGACAUGUUGAAGAAUUUGCCAAUAAUCAAGAAGCAUUCUUUAGGGCAUUUGCUGCAGCUUUUGGAAGACUAUUGGAACUUGGUUUUAUUGACUCGGGUAGGAAGGCCAAAUUAUAA